UAGUGAAAGCCGUUUCAGCCUAUCUCCCCCUCUAGCGGAUUGUUUGAUAAAUUCAAUUCCCUCGAUUCUUAGUAGACUGUCAUUUUUAUUGUGGGCCUCCAUGAAAUGCCUAGCCAUGGGAUAGUCUGCACUGCCCGUUCUAAUGGCAUAUUUAUGCUCAGCUAAAGACGGUCUUUUAAGCGUCUUUUAGUGCGCCCAACAUAAAAACAAUUACAAGGACACACUAGGCGGUAUACAAUGUGUGUUGUAUUGCAAUUCAUGAAAUCUUUUUGUUCAUAUACAUGAUUGGUUUUCAGAUCAACAAAUUCUUUUCCUGCGAAAAAGUUCAGUUUUGUGCUUUCAGAAGAAAGUCCUGCCAUCCUAUUGUUUAGGGUUGAUUUAGUCCUGUUUCUGAGACAAAACGGUAGCUGAUUGGGACUAGUAGUAGCCAGCAGCAGCAGCAUGUGAGCUUUUCCUCUGUUUGCGUGUCGGUUCUUUGAAAGGUUUCCUUGUUUGGGCCAUUUCUUUGCGGCGUUGCUGAUCAGUUGAAAAGCAUUAUUAAAAACAUUAUUAAAAACAUCACAUAGCAGCAGGAUAGGUGUUACUAACCGGAUUAGAGUGGAGCCUAACAAACCACCGCCAUGACACAGGUUCCAUAAAUAAGCAAAUAUCGCAACGCCAACCUUUUCAAGAAGAUUGACCUCCUGCAACUUUCUUUUGACCAUGCUGCGCACUUUGUUCCUCCUGUGUUCGUGCACUCUCGCCUCUGCGGUUCCCUGCAUCAAACCAAAUGAGCUCCACGGCCUUCACGAGACCUACUCCCGCAGCCUGAUGCUGGCUCACGCGAUACACCAGGAUGUGCUAAACCUGCUGGCACCAUACGAGGAGCAGCUUGGCAUCAAUGGUUCACAGGUGCCCAAUCUAUUCAUGAGCGGUCUGCCAUCCUGUGCUGUCAACUACACUGACUGGCUUUCACUUGAGGAUGCGGCUCGCCUGAAGCAGGACAGCGAGUACCUGCAGCUGUUCAACCGCCACAUCGAUGCCUGCUGCUCCUUGAAGCUCCAGCUGGGGGCAGAAUACAGCCUGCCCCUGGAGCUGCUGCAGCUCAACAUCCGCGACCUGCAGGUCCAGAUCACCGAGCAGCUGAAGUUACUGCAGCAGCCAGCAGUCUAUACGGCAGCCUCACCUCCGCCCCCCCUGUGCAACUGCGAGUCACUGUGGGUCAGCCGAAUGCAGGGCUACAUUGUGCUGAGGGGCCUGGAGAAGUGCGUGCAGAAGGUGCGGCGGGACUACACCCGGCUGCGCAGCCAGCAGCAGCAGCAGUGAGCACGCAGAUGGACACGCAGACCGGGGCGCAGAUGGACAGACGGACGCUUGCCAACGCUCGUGUCCCAGCUUCCCUUCCUCCUUCCUCCAUCUGCCUUGUGCAACUGCGUCCGCUCCUGCAGAGGAAAGAACAGGAAGUGAGACAUCACAGCAUGCAGUUAGUUAACACAGGAGGGCAAAGAGUGCCUUUGUGUCACGUGUCACUGACGCAUGUGCGUGAGAGAGUGUGUGGUGUGACUAAAAACCAAUUGUUCGUCUAUGCAGCUAUAUUUAUAAACUGAAAAAUAAUAGCUAUUUAUUUAUUUCGUUAGUUAUUUAUCAGGGUGAAUACUGUGUCUAUAUUUUUGUGUUUUGAAAACACAUUCAUAUUCAUUAAAAUACUUCAUAUU
This is a messenger RNA of Anguilla rostrata (American eel), 1694 nucleotides long. RefSeq lists its product as uncharacterized. The record is from RefSeq and is a predicted model, not a curated record. The transcript has 5 exons. Gene Ontology annotation, cellular component: extracellular region. Gene Ontology annotation, molecular function: cytokine activity; ciliary neurotrophic factor receptor binding. The coding region runs from base 703 to 1305 and encodes 200 amino acids. NCBI's taxonomy places the organism in Eukaryota, Metazoa, Chordata, Actinopteri, Anguilliformes, Anguillidae. Gene Ontology annotation, biological process: positive regulation of tyrosine phosphorylation of STAT protein; negative regulation of neuron apoptotic process; ciliary neurotrophic factor-mediated signaling pathway.